AUGUCGCUUUCGUUAGAGCAGCGCGCUUCUUUCACGAAAGUGAUUGACUCUAUCCUGGCUGCAAGUGACAUCAAUACCAUUUCUUCCAAGCGGAUCCGACAGGGACUGCAGGCCACCGUCGACUAUGACCUCAAUGACUACAAGACAGCUGUCAAGGAGCUGAUAAUGGAGCGAUUUGACAUCUUCGCGAGUAAGAAAGACGACGACGAUUCGACGCCAUCAGAGGAUGUGAUCCCGUCAACUGAGGGCGUCAACGGCCACUCCCACACACAAGAAACAACCAGUGCGUCUCCAACCUCAAUCUCGUCGCCGCAAAGGAAACGCGAGGCGGAAAGCGCAGCGUCAGAUGACACGGAGGCCAAAAAGCAACGCUCCGAUCACGAUAUAGAUGCGGAUGCCGAAUUUGCAGCCAAAUUGCAGGCAGAAGAGAAUAAACGUGCGCGGCCGACCCGGGGUAGUGCUACGCGCAAGGUCGCGCCAGCAAAGAAGAAGUCUAAAUCCAAGACGGGCAAAAAGGUGCGGGCUGAGGAUGAUUCCGACCUAAAUUCUGCCUCAGAAGCUGGUCCUAAGAAAGAGGUCAAUCGUUCUGGUGGCUUUCAUGUGAGAGAUCUGCCCCCCGCUUCAUUCGUAGAAUUUGUUGUGCUCACUGAUCAGAAACCUUUGAAUUUGUCCCCUGCGCUCUCAGAGCUCCUGGGUGGUGAAGUUGCGCUCUCGCGCCCACAAACGGUUAAAAAGGUCUGGGAAUAUAUAAAAGAAAACGGUCUUCAAGACCCGGCAGACCGGCGACAAAUCCGCUGUGAUGAUCGCAUGCGUCCAGUAUUCAAGCAAGACCGUGUCCACAUGUUUACUAUGACCAAGAUACUGAACGAAAAUCUGUACGACCCUGGAGAAUAG
Messenger RNA from Talaromyces atroroseus, 894 nucleotides. RefSeq lists its product as hypothetical. The coding region runs from base 1 to 894 and encodes 297 amino acids. The transcript is spliced from 4 exons. Gene Ontology annotation, cellular component: nucleus; RNA polymerase I upstream activating factor complex. Gene Ontology annotation, molecular function: RNA polymerase I cis-regulatory region sequence-specific DNA binding. NCBI's taxonomy places the organism in Eukaryota, Fungi, Ascomycota, Eurotiomycetes, Eurotiales, Trichocomaceae. Gene Ontology annotation, biological process: nucleolar large rRNA transcription by RNA polymerase I; transcription initiation at RNA polymerase I promoter. The record is from RefSeq and is a predicted model, not a curated record.